AUGUCUACUGACAAUAUUACUUCGCAAUUACAAAAAUUGUCCAUAAAUGCUCCUGCCACUCUGGAAGGUUCUUACCCAGAUGUUAAUGUAGUUGAUCUGAUGAGAAACUACAUUGCAGAAGAACUACAUAAAAUCUCUGGUGUCGACACAAGUUUAAUCUUCCCAGCUUUGGAAUGGACCAACACAAUGGAGAGAGGUGAUCUUUUAAUUCCUGUUCCAAGAUUGAGAAUUAAAGGUGCUAAUCCAAAGGAUUUAGCUGCCGAGUGGGCCGAAAAAUUCCCAUGUGGUGAAUUUCUAAGCAAAGUUGAGGCCAAUGGUCCAUUUUUACAAUUCUUCUUCAGUCCAGAAUUUUUAUUCAAGAUUGUUGUUCCAGAUAUCCUAACAAGAAAAGAAGAAUACGGUUCUUGUAAAUUGGUUGAAAAUAAAAAGAUUAUAGUUGAAUUUUCUUCUCCAAAUAUUGCAAAACCUUUCCACGCAGGUCAUUUAAGAUCUACUAUUAUCGGUGGUUUCAUCUCCAACCUUUACGAAAAGCUUGGUUGGGAUGUUAUCAGAAUGAACUACCUAGGUGACUGGGGUAAACAAUUUGGUCUGUUAGCUGUAGGUUUCGACAGAUAUGGUGACGAAAAUAAGUUGGCCAAAGAUCCAAUUCAUCAUCUGUUUGAAGUCUAUGUCCGUAUCAACAAAGAUAUUGAAGAAGAAGGCGACUCUCUGCCAUUAGAAGAAUCCACCAACGGUAAGGCUCGUGAAUAUUUCAAGAAGAUGGAGGAUGGUGAUGAAGAAGCCCUAAAGAUUUGGAAGAGAUUCAGAGAACUAUCUAUCGAAAAGUACAUUGCUACUUAUGCCAGAUUGAACAUCAAGUACGACGUCUACUCCGGUGAAUCUCAAGUUUCAAGAGACUCAAUGAAGAAGGCUUUGGAAAUCUUUAACGAGAAGGGUUUAACUCAUGAAGAUAAGGGUGCUGUUUUAAUCGAUUUGACCAAAUUCAAUAAGAAACUUGGUAAGACUAUUGUUCAGAAGUCUGAUGGUACCACUUUGUAUUUGACUAGAGAUGUUGGUGCCGCCAUGGAUCGUUAUGAGAAGUACCACUUCGAUAAGAUGAUAUAUGUUAUUGCUACACAACAGGACCUACACACUGCCCAAUUCUUUGAAAUCCUAAAACAAAUGGGUUUCGACUGGGCAAAGACUCUACAACAUAUCAACUUCGGUAUGGUCCAAGGUAUGUCUACAAGAAAGGGUACUGUGGUAUUCUUGGAUAACAUCUUAGAAGAAACUAAGGAAAAAAUGCAUGAGGUCAUGAAGAAAAAUGAGGUUAAAUAUUCUCAAAUCGAAAAUCCUGAUGAAGUCGCUGAUUUAGUCGGUAUUUCCGCUGUCAUGAUCCAAGAUAUGCAAUCCAAACGUAUCAACAACUACGAAUUUAAAUGGGAAAGAAUGCUUUCUUUCGAAGGUGACACUGGUCCAUACUUACAAUAUGCUCACUCCAGAUUAAGAUCUGUUGAAAGAAAUGCUUCUCAAAUUACCUCUGAGAAAUGUUUAUCUGCUGACUUCUCAUUAUUAACUGAACCGGCAGCUGUUCUUCUAAUCAGAAUCCUAGCCCAAUACCCAGAUGUUUUGAGAAAUGCCAUUAAGACUCACGAGCCAACAACUGUUGUUACAUAUCUGUUUAAAUUAACACAUCAAGUUUCCUCUUGUUACGAUGUAUUAUGGGUUGCUGGUCAAACCGAAGAAUUGGCUACUGCUCGUCUAGCUUUAUAUGCUGCUGCCAGACAUGUUCUAAACAACGGUAUGCGCCUGUUAGGUCUAACUCCAGUUGACAGAAUGUAA
Molecule: messenger RNA, 1821 nt
Organism: Maudiozyma barnettii
Lineage: Eukaryota; Fungi; Ascomycota; Saccharomycetes; Saccharomycetales; Saccharomycetaceae
Product: arginine--tRNA ligase
Exons: 1
Coding region: 1-1821 (606 amino acids)
Biological process (GO): mitochondrial translation; arginyl-tRNA aminoacylation
Cellular component (GO): cytoplasm; mitochondrion
Molecular function (GO): arginine-tRNA ligase activity; ATP binding
Source: RefSeq, a predicted model, not a curated record